UUUUCCUUAUUCCAAUGGAUAUUGAAAAUAUUUUUUUUCUAAAUUCUAAUUGUUUUCUUUUAAUUCUUAUUGUUAUCUAAUAUAUUAUCUAUCUUAUUACCUCAAAAUAUUUCUCUAUCAAUAUGUUCCCCUCUAAAUACAGUUAUCAACAUCACUGGAUGAUUUAAAUAAUACAAACUAAAAAUUAAACUGAAAUCUAAACAUCUAACAAGGCUGCACUUUUUUUUCCAUUUUUUCUUCUACAAGUCAACCUUUCUCUCUCUCUCUCUCUUUCUUUCUUUCUUCCUAUCUCUUUCUCUUUCCCUUUUUACCUUUCUCUUUUUCCCUUUAUUUUCCUCUUUUUUUUCUUUCUUUCUUAAUUUUCACAUUAUAUUACAGAGAAAGAAAAAAAAAUAAUAUUAUAUGUAUACAUUCACAAACAUAUAUAUAUGAAUAUACAGUUGAAACAAUUUUGUCUCUCUAAAUUAUUUUUCUUUUUUGGAGACGUAAAAAAAAUUGACUGUAUAUAGAGACAGAGAAAAAGACUUGACAAGACAAUUGAAUAAUGGCUCCCGUUGACCCAACGGAUUUGCUUAAGGCUUUCAGGCCUUUACUCACCGUUUUAGGUGGAAUCAAGUCUCUGUCAGAUGUGCCUCGUUUAUCCCAGUUGAUGAAAAGAUACUCGAAAAAAUUGGUCAGCCGAUGCGUUUACUGUAAUAUACUUCUUGCGACAACACCGGAUAUUUUACUAUGCUUUUUGGAACGUGAUGGUUGGGACUUGAUCAAUGCCUGGUUAAAAGAGUCUAUCGAUGUGGACAAUUAUCGAUUUAUCUGUGAAUUGUUGGACCUUCUUGUUAAGUGUCCUAUGAAUAUUGAUAGGCUCAAACAGAAUGAUACACCAAAGCUGGUUAAAAGUUUAUCUAAACACUCUGACAAAGAGGUUUCCAAUAAGGCUAAAUUGGUGGUCAACAAGUGGACAGAGUUAAUUAAACCAAAUGAAAAUGUUAACAAUGGAAAUCUGGCCAAAAAGAAAAGGAAAAAAGAAAAGUCACAAGAUGAUGAUGAUGGUGAUACUGGUAAAAUCAAUAAGGUUAAAGGUACAGGAGGUGAUGCUAAUAACUCUGGUGAUGUAAUUACAGCCAAAAAUUUAACUAAAACAGCUGAAGAUGUGGCAACUAAUGAAAGUGUGAGCAAUGUUAAUCGCCCAAGAACCACUGCUAAGAUUAAAUAUGGUAAAUCUCGUAGUGUUGGUAUUUUAGAGGAACUCAAUGCAAGCUCUGGAAAGUCUAAAGGUCUGAACAAGAAAGGAGAUGAUAAUCCCGAUAAAUCUGGUCCUGGUAAUAAAAGUAAUAAUUUAAACAAUAACAAUUCAACGCCAGUUUCCAAUAUUGGUCAACCCGUUCAGUCCAAAACUGCAAGUAAACAACCAUCAAAACCUACUCUAAAAGAAGCAGUAGGAUUUAUUGAAGAUAUAGUGAGUCUCUCAACUACUGGUCAAGGAAGAAAAAGAAGAAAAUCUGACUCGAAAUCAAAAUCUUCAUCAACCCCAGGUAGUAAUACUGCCAAAGACUCUGGUACUGGUGAUUCCAAUCAGGCUGAUGAACCUGGAACAGGCCAAGAACCAAUGGACCUCAAUGACGAUACAUCAAAUGAGGUAGAAGAGGAAAGGAUUACAUCAGCAUCAGGAGAUGAUUCAAAUAGUAAUACUAACUUUAGCAAUACAAAUACUAACAAUAAUAUUGAUGAUGAUAAUGAUAAAUUACCAAUUGUUCCGGAACUUGAUAAUUUGGUUAUACCUGAAAUUGAGCCAAGCAAAUUAUCUGGUGUGAUAAAAUCAAUUCUUAGUUAUGGUAGACAAUCUGGUAAAUCUAAAAAAUCAGUUCGAUGGAGAGGUGAUGAUAGACUUAGAGAGAUUAAAUUCUUUGAGCUUGAUGAAACUGAAAGAACCAACGUAUCUAAAUCAAAUUUCGGUGAUUUCCGUGCUAAUGAUAUAAGGAAUGAGAGACAAAUGUUACAACAACUCAGAAGUAAUCGUGGUAAUCCGGGUACACCGGCUGCUACAAUGACACCAUCAACAGACAAGUGCAUUACUUAUCUUCCUUGGAAAUUAAUUUUAAUCGAUCUUCCUCCUGGAUUACCUUUAAUUGAAUCAGGAAGUCAAUCAGAAGAGAAACGUAUACAAGCCGCAAUGGCGAACAAUGUAUUACUCAAUGCGGAUUUCUUCCCAAUUAAAGAAAAUCCCAAUGAAUAUUAUCCUAAAGAACCUGAUGCAAUGGAGCCUGGUGGUGAAAGAAAUGAUGGUCCAACUGUGAUUCCCUUGGAAGAUGAAAACUUUACCAUUACCGAUUACUCUUCAUUACCUCCACCUCAACCUCGAACUGGUGAAAAUUAUCCAGCAAAUCGUGGAUUACCCAUCGGCUCUCAAGCCGGUGUUCCUGGAUCUUUCCCUCGCCCAGGAAUGAAUACCAGAGCUCCAGGUGUGCCAGUGGGCGGUAGAACACCUUUCCCUUCGGCUGGAUUUGUUCCCCCAGUCGCUGGAUAUCCACCUUUCGCCGGACCCGGUGGACCUGGGCCUGGACCUUACCUUCCUCCUGGAGCUGGUUCUCGAAUGAUUCCACCUCGACCUAUGCCAGGGGGACCAGCAGGACCACCAAUGCCCGGUUUUCAAGGGGGACCAGGAGGAUGGCCACCAAGACCUCGACCUCCACCAGUAUGUCGUUAUUUCCUAAAAUCAGGAAGUUGCCGAUUCAUGGCUCGAUGUAAUUAUCUUCAUCAAUACCCAAAUACAAAUAAUCUCCAUGGACCAGGAUCAUCUUCAUCAUCAAAUCAAUCUCACAUGGAGUAAUAUAAGAAACAAAAGAAAAUGGUUCACCUUUUUUCGUUUACUUUUCUCGUCAUCUCUUACCAUCUACAUAUUUCAUUCACCUUUUGCAUAACAUUGUAGCUUUGCCAUCGCCAUUUUUUCAUCGUAAAAAAUUCAUUCGACAUUCAUCAUCAUGUUCUUUCUUGAACACUCCCCCCUUGCCCUUCCUCUCUCCUUCUCUCUCUUCCAACAACUUUUGUAAUUAAUAAUUUUGGCAAGUUGAGCUCGAGAAUUUUUCUAAUGCAAAAUUUUGUCACCUCUUUAUAUGUUGUACCAAGAGCAAUAAUGUUCAUAUUGACACUUCUAUCAUCUUUCUUAAUCUUAAAACAAAAUGAUUACCUCUCCUUAAGCUCCAGUCAAAUCCUUAACUGUCUUGUUGUUACUUGAAAACGUUACCUGUUGAUUUACAAGUACACUUUUUUUCGUUCUUCGCAUCCUUCCCACCAAACCCUCGCUAUAAAUUUAUAACCAUUUCAUUGUUUUUUCAUCAUGUCUCUGUGAAUAGACUUCACCUUCUCUCUCUCUCUCUCCUUAUUUUCCAUACAAACGAAAAAUUCCUCAUCAACAAUUAAGAUGUAAAUAUACACCCAACUUAUAGCUCCAUCUUUAACUAUAAACAACGAUCGGAGAAUUAAUGUUUAAUAACGAGCAAAGAAGAAAAAAAAAAGAAAAGAAAACCAAAUUAACAGUUCAAAUGAAAGAAAAAAAAACAAUUGAAAUGAACUAAACUUGGAAAGUAUUGUUAAUACUAAUUCAUUUCAUGAUUCAAAUCAAAUCAAAUCAGUUACCCAAAUUUCAAAAUUAAUUGUCAAUCAUAGUUCUUCAUUAACAAUUAAUAAUUCUCAGAUAACUAAGCUAAACCAAUAGACUAAUGAACAAAUAUUUAACUAAAUCAGAUUUAAUUAGUGAUUCCAUUAAUUCAAAGCCUUCACAAAGGAUUAAUGAUGAUAAACUUUCAAGUAUCUUAAUUGUGUUAUAAAAAUGGUUUUCUGGUGAUAAUUUGAAUUCUCAUUUGAAUCAUGAUUUGAAGUCUAAAAUAAUUUUGAUCUAAUAAAAAGAAAAUGUUUCAACUUAA
Panonychus citri (citrus red mite) is the source of this 3917-nucleotide messenger RNA. Its product is annotated as serine/threonine-protein phosphatase 1 regulatory subunit 10-like. Bases 545 to 2824 code for a protein of 759 amino acids. Gene Ontology annotation, molecular function: metal ion binding. Lineage: Eukaryota; Metazoa; Arthropoda; Arachnida; Trombidiformes; Tetranychidae. The transcript has 2 exons. The record is from RefSeq and is a predicted model, not a curated record. Gene Ontology annotation, cellular component: nucleus.